Leucoraja erinaceus (little skate) is the source of this 1576-nucleotide messenger RNA. Its product is annotated as phosphoinositide 3-kinase regulatory subunit 4-like. Gene Ontology annotation, cellular component: phosphatidylinositol 3-kinase complex, class III, type I; phosphatidylinositol 3-kinase complex, class III, type II; nucleus-vacuole junction. Bases 1 to 972 code for a protein of 323 amino acids. The transcript has 9 exons. The record is from RefSeq and is a predicted model, not a curated record. Lineage: Eukaryota; Metazoa; Chordata; Chondrichthyes; Rajiformes; Rajidae. Gene Ontology annotation, biological process: protein phosphorylation; late endosome to vacuole transport; macroautophagy. Gene Ontology annotation, molecular function: protein serine/threonine kinase activity; protein binding.
AUGGGGAAAGGACCAACAAAACGAGGAGCCAGCUUCCGGGAUUCCACCCUCAGAGGAGCCUCCAUUGCUAGACCUGUUAAAUUACGUUUUUAUGUAAUUUCUUGUGGGGAUCAGUUGCUGAGAAAAGCAAGUUGGGAACUGGAAUUGGGGGAAAAGGAGAGAGAGAUGACCACAAGAGCAGUGUUGGCACGAGAGGAAUGGGUGUUGCGUGGAAAGUUCAGUUCUUUAAUUGACAGCCAUGCUGAUAUCCCGGGAAUAGCUGCAGCAGUAAUUGAAGUGGGAAUUAUCUUUAUGUUGUAUUAUGUCCAAGCAACGGCCGGCCUAACAUUGGAGGAGGCGUUAGGGCCUCUUGCUGGGGACGACAUUGGGGAGAGCUGUCAACAAUGCGAGCCUGUGGACCACUGCCCAUUUCAAGUCAUUGUCAACCCAGCCAGAGCUCGCAUUCGACAGCUGCUAAUGCAUCCUCUCUGCCAGUCAUGGGUCAUCGCAGCUGUGCAGGGAAAUAAUGAAGUUUCAAUGUGGGACAUGGAAACUGGAGACCGGCGAUUCACUCUCUGGGCCAGCAGUGCACCACCUCUCUCAGAAAUGCAGCCUUCAGCACAUAGUGUUCAUGGAAUCUACUGCAGUCCAGCAGAUGGGAAUCCUCUAUUGCUAACAGCUGGAUCAGACAUGAGAAUAAGGUUCUGGGAUUUGGCAUAUCCAGAGCGAUCAUACAUUGUAGCUGGAGGUGCAAAUGAUGCUCUGCAUUGCCCAUCUGUCUCUUACUACAGAAAGAUAAUUGAAGGCACUGAGGUUGUCCAGGAAAUUCACAGCAAGCAGAAAGUUGGAUCAUCAGAUGAUGUGCCACGCAGAGGUCCGGAAUCCCUCCCAGUUGGACACCACGAUAUUAUCACAGAUCUUGCGGCUUUCCAAACCACUCAGGGUUUUAUCGUAACUGCUUCACGAGAUGGAAUUGUCAAAGUUUGGAAGUAGAAGUGCAGAUGUAUUUCAGUUGGUUUUCAUCAAUAUAAUGUUAAAGAAACAACUGCAUUAAUACAUUUGAUUACAGUAUGGAGCAGAGAAAAUGAUGUAGAUAAUUGCCUCAUGAAAAUGAAAGCCUAAUAUGUGUAACAUUCUUAUUUUUAUGGGAAAGAGUAUGUUCACAUUUUCUAAUUAUUUAACCUUUACAUCCUAAAUGAUGUUCGAACUGCAGAAAGGAGUUUGCACAUAUUACUUCAUAAUCCAGAAUAUGACUAACAGCAGCUUAUAAGCUUUGAAUGUAUUCUCGCCAUUCUGUGUGUGCGUGUGUAAAGAAUUUGUUCUCAGUGUUUGAACUUUGUUAAUACAAGAAUAUGUAUAAUGUUUUUUAAAGUCAGAUUUGCGUCAAUUCCAAAUAAUUUCAUCGUGAAUUAUUCAAGAGCACUUUGGAAUUUGAAAGAGCAUAUAACUUUAAGUAAAUUAUUAAAACAUUUUUGGGCACCUUCAGAUGGAUAAUAUGCCUGAUGUAAGUUUCUUCAUAUGUUAGUUUGGUUCUGUGUGGAGACCACUUGGAAACAGGGUAUGACCAGAAUCAUUAAAAGUAAACUCUUGAAUGGUU